Ipomoea nil (Japanese morning glory) is the source of this 2097-nucleotide messenger RNA. RefSeq names its product U-box domain-containing protein 30-like. Lineage: Eukaryota; Viridiplantae; Streptophyta; Magnoliopsida; Solanales; Convolvulaceae. Gene Ontology annotation, molecular function: ubiquitin protein ligase activity. The transcript has a single exon. The coding region runs from base 719 to 2065 and encodes 448 amino acids. Gene Ontology annotation, biological process: protein ubiquitination. The record is from RefSeq and is a predicted model, not a curated record.
CAGACCCCAUUAACAAUCAGUAGAGGUGAGAAAGGGGCUGUCUCUCUCUCUCUCACACACACACUCAAAGUGACCUCAUACCUCCUCUUUCUCUCUCCUAUCCCUUUGUAUAUUUUCUCCCACACUUGGUAUGUUUUCUCAGCUCUCCCAUUCUUUCUUGCAAUUUUCUUGAAGUUUUUUUGUUGAAAAUCUAGGGGAGAAACUGUUUUUUUUCUUAAAGAUUGGAUUUUUGGGGGUUUUCUUAUCUGGGUAGGACUGAUUGUUUGUGAUUCCAAUCUAUUUUGAGAGAGUGGAAAGAUUAGAGUAGUUGGGCUUUGGGAUUGGGGAAGUAAGAUUAGCAAUUCAUCUUAUUAUCAUCAUAGUCUUUGAUCUUGAUAAUGAUGGUGAAAACGAACACUAUGACUCUUUUGACCGGGGGAAAAGAGUUGAGAUAAAGCUCAAGGAAAAUAAGGAAAAGAAGGAAAAGAUGUCCCCCUUGGGUGUUGAUUAUUGACUGUGGGACUAGUGUGAUGUCAAUGACCCAGAAAGUGAAAGAGAGAGAGGGCCAAAUAGUGUGAGAAACUCUCUCUUUUCUUCUCUCCUUUUUUCACCCACACGCUUCAAGUUUGGUCCCUGAAUUUGCUGUGUGGUGAGGAAGACUGUUUCUUGAAUUCUUGAAUUCUUGAUUGUGUAUUUAAAGGAUAGGGUUUGAGUUUUUGGGCAAAACCAAGGGUGUAAGAUGCCUAUGUAUCAGCCAGGAAGAGGGGGGAGGGGGGAGUUUGAGGUGGGGGGUGGUGGGCAGGUUCUGGAUCUUGAAACUGCUGUGAAAGAUGGGAUUUUGGGAGGUGGGGGGGUGGUGGGUGUGGCAACUCAGGUUGACAAGAAACCUAGUCUUAGGACCAUGAUUGAAGAGCUUGAUGCAAUUGAGGUUCCUGCGGUGUUCAUUUGCCCAAUUUCUUUAGACCCAAUGCAGGACCCUGUGACCCUUUGCACAGGGCAGACCUAUGAGAGGUCCAACAUUCUCAAAUGGUUCUCUUUGGGGCACUUCACUUGCCCCACCACAAUGCAAGAGCUUUGGGAUGAUUCAAUCACCCCUAAUAGCACCCUGCACCACUUGAUUUACACCUGGUUUUCCCAGAAGUUCUUGGCUAUGAAGAAGCGGUCCGAGGAUGUCCAAGGCAGAGUCUUGGAGAUUCUUGAGACUCUCAAGAAGGUUAAGGGUCAGGCUAGAGUUCAGGCGUUGAAGGAGUUGAGGCUAGUCGUGUCCGGGCACGAUUCCGCCAAGAAAACUGUGAUGAGCAAUGGCGGGGUUGCUCUGAUUAGCUCGUUAUUGGGCGGUUUUACCACUCACGCUGUUGCUUCCGAGGCCAUUGGGAUUUUGGUUCACUUGGAUCUCAACUUUUACGGGAAGAAGGAUUUGGCGCAACCAUCCAAGGUUUCGUUACUAGUGGAUACGUUGAACGAGGGGUCAAUCGAUACGAAGAUCAAUUGUGUGAAACUGCUUGAAAUGUUGAUAGAAGGGAAGGAUUCUGACUCGCAAAUCGUGUCAAGUUUAAGUCUUUCGGUAGGAGUGUUGAGAUUAGUGAGGGAUAAGAGGCACCCGAACGGGGUCCUGGCAGGCCUCAAGAUGCUCAAGAUAAUCGCCUCAUAUGAAUCGUUACGAACCUCGAUUGUGAACGUUGGGAGCAUCCCUCAAUUGGUAGAUGUCUUGCCUAGUUUGAAUGCAGAGUGCUUGGAAUUAGCCCUUCACGUUCUCGAGCUAUUGUCUACCCUCCCGGAGGGCGCAUUGGCUCUCAAAGAUUGCCCCCGAACCAUCCCCAACACCGUGAAGCUGCUGAUGAAAGUCUCCGAGAGCUGCACUCAAUCAGCUCUCUCGAUAUUGUGGGAAGUUUGCAAGCUCGCACCCGAGAAAUGUUCCACGCUCGUCGUUGAAGCUGGGCUCGCAGCGAAGCUCCUCCUCGUGAUCCAGAGCGGCUGCAACCCGGUGUUGAAGCAACGAUCAGCAGAGCUCUUGAAACUGUGUAGUCUAAAUUACACUGCCACCAUUUUCAUUUCCAAGUGUAAACUUACGAAAACAAUACAAUGAGACAUGCAUUCGUUAUAUCGUUUAUUUGCACA